AUGCCUCUCCUUGAGCAGCUCCACCUACAAGCUGGAGUUCAACUGACAAGAGAAGGUCUACUCCACCAGGUUGGAUGGACAUCAAGUUUUGCAAGACCAACCUCCUCAUUGAGCACAAGGAGUUGGAUGGGAGAUUCCAAUUCAAGUUCACCCACCCCAUUGGCUGGACCCUCCAAGCUUCUCCUGCCCAACCCUGAGCUCACCACAGUUGGGCAUGAGCGGAUUUGCAAGAAGAAGAGAUCGAGCUCGAUCGAGCUGAGGAUCGAGCUGAGUCAGCUGAGGAUCGAGCUGAGAUCAGCUGAGGAUCGAGAGCGCGAUGAGGAUUUGGGUGAGCCUGAGUGCUAUUACUUUGAGGAGUAUGAGGCUCCAAGGAUGAACCCCUCUGUUGUGGCUGCCCACAAGAGGAUUGGACUUCUCCAAAAGUUCAACAAAUGGCAAGGGAAAGCCAUUGAGAAGAUGCAAAAGUCCAUGGACAAGAUGGUGAGCAAGAUCAAAAGUUUGGAGAAGAAGGUUUCUGGUUCUUCAAGCAAGAAGAAGUCCAAGGCCCCCACUUUCCCUAGGAGUAGAUCACUCCUCACCACCCAAGGAGGCUCCCUGCCCAAGAGCCUCACAGAGCCUCUUCUUUCGAGCCAAGGGAAGGAGAAGACAACACGCAGAGAAGGAGGAAGACUUCCAAGGCCAGACGCUCCAGCUCGACCACCGGACUCGAUCGAGUCCAAACAGAGGAAACUCAACUCGAUCGAGCUGACGGUCGAGCUGACCAGGAGGAGCCCCAGUUCGAGGAUCCGGGAUUUGAAUACGAUCCCAUGCCUUACCAGGAGCCUCCCCGGAGUAGAUGGAACCCCUAUGGACAGUACGAGCUACCAAGGCCAAGGAAGCCACACACAUUUCAACGAUGAAGAAGAGGAGGAAGAGGAGCCACAAGCUCGAUCGAGUGAGCCGCAAGAGGCAACCCCAGUUGCAUGGAGUGCUCCUGAUGGCCGUCUCCCAUCUCCAGACCACGACCUAGUCUCCCAGUUCUUUGGGGGACACUGA
Molecule: messenger RNA, 1035 nt
Organism: Microthlaspi erraticum
Lineage: Eukaryota; Viridiplantae; Streptophyta; Magnoliopsida; Brassicales; Brassicaceae
Source: the annotation of a GenBank genome assembly